AUGUCUUUUGGACAAAAACCAGCGGCCUGGGGUCGACAACCAGGUAAGAGUCUCGUCGGCCCAGCCAUUAAUAGCUACCUUUAUUUUUAACCUUAUGUUUUUCUUUCUUAGCGCCACAGAAUCAGCAACUGAAUCCGAAUCUGUUCGCGAAUCCGCUUGGUGCUCAAUUGGGACAACAGUUCGGUGGCCAAGUGAAUCCAAUGCAGUUGGGCAACAUCAAUGCAUUAGUGAAUCCGGCCGCGUUCGGCGGCAAUAUCAAUAACUUGAACAUGAUCGCUCAAGCUCGUCAGCUGAUGCCUCCACAGCAACAGCCACCACAACAACAACAGGGUCGAGCAUCCAGUCCUCAAGGGGCGAAACAGCCGAACCAGCGAACAUUUGUCGGUACAGUGACAAAGAUGAUGGAAACUUAUGGAUUCAUCGACGAGGACGUAUUCUUUCAAACUAGGUAUAUAGAAAAGUAAAAAUAAGAGUCUUGUUUAGUGUUAUAAGAGGUCCACCACCGAGAAUUGGAGAUCGUGUCAUGGUAGACGCCACCUUCAAUCCUUCUAUGCCCUUCAAGUGGAAUGGGUAUCGAGUUCAGUUGAUUCAGGACGCUGCUCCUUCUAUUCAACCUCCGAGUCGUGAGCAUGGGCGUUGGGAAGGUAAUGAUCGCCCAGCUCGUGAGGAACAUCGUUCAUCUGAUCGUCGUCAAGGCUCUCGUCGGUCACCGGCAAGAAGAGAACGUUCGCCAGUUAGAAGAUCACCCCAAGUUCGGAAGGAACGGUCUCCAGCUCUAAAACGAGCUUCUCCAAAGCGAGAGACAGUUAAAAGGGAGAGAGAACGAAGUCCCCGGCCAAGCCGUGAGCCUAAAACUCGAACUCCAGUGCCAAGUAAAGGCAGAGAUGCUGAUUCUCCGCCACGCAGAAGACAGAGGAUUAUUCCACGAUAUCAGUGCUAUGUUCCACGGCCAUUUAUUGACAGGUAUUUAUAAUAGUUUGUUUUAGAAGUCUAGAAUUUGUUACCUAAUUUAUUCGUCACAAGCAAAAAAAAUUUAACGAUAAAAAAGCUUUGAAUAUUUAAACAAAUUUUAAAAACAAUAAUAUACUGCAUUAAAAGAAAGUAAAGAUAUUUUACAGAAGGUUUUUUGUUAAAUGAAUAUAUAUUAUACAGCAUCAUGCACCUUUGAAAGACAUUAAAUUAUCUAAAAUAUACAAUAAGAAGAUUUUAGUUUUGCUCACUACACGUAUCUCCACAAGCGCUACCCAAAUCUCUACAUCCCGUCCGACUUUGUUCGAGUUGACUUGUCUUGGCCAAAGUCGUUCAAUCUUGGAGAACCGAUCUCAUUCGCUCCAGCCGGAGUGCCAUUUAGUAUUUUGAGUAAGAGUGUGGACUACCCAGGCGACGACUUGCCUUCUGAACAACCCUCGGAUGCCGACUCAAAGUAUCUUGUUAAAGUUUUGUUGUUAUCACAUCCCGGUGCUGCUUUGAUUCGACAAAAGACUACGGGGCUAUUGGUCGAUGGUACUAUAGACGAGGCUCAAGAGUGUCAAAACUUCUCAAAGGUUUUACAGUUGUUAGUUGGUAAGGAAUUCAGUUUUGUUGUUUUUUUUUGUUUUUAGGUAUGAACUGAGUGGUAUUGCGUUUUAAAAACAAGUAGUUAAUAGAAACAAAUACUUGUGUCUACAAUAUUUACUGUCACUGUUUAGGAAUGCGUGGUAAGAGUGAAUUCAUGGGUAUUGGAGGAGCAUGGAGUCCUUCUUUAGAUGGAGAGGAUCCUCUAGAUCCUCAGACGUUGAUUAACACAGCUGUUCGUACCACAAAGGCUACAACUGGUGUAGAUCUGCAGAAGUGUCCAGUAUGGUGAGUAUAACUGAAUUUUUACAAGUUAAAACGGAUUUUUGGGUAACAAAGCAAAAUUUUUGGGUAUAAAGGACUAUUAGAGGCAUGGUUAACAUUUUUUUUAAUUGUUUUGCAAUGAAUUUUGUGACACUAAGGUGUAACAUGUUAAAAGUUCAAUUUUGUUAUUGUAGGAAGAGGUUUUAUAUUUUGCAUGUACUAUCUUGUUUAAAAUUUAUGGUUUCACUAAAAAUUUCAUUAUUUCACCACAAUGUUAACCAUGCUUUCUAAAAGCCUACUAUUAAUAUACAUUUUGUCUUACGAAAAUGGUGAAAUAUGUAACAUACGAAGAUGAUAUGUUGGUAUACGGUCAUGCAUUGUCAUGAUUUUCUCUCUCUUUGUUUUGUUCUCUGCAUUCGUUAUAUCCACUCAGGUAUCAAAUGGCGCAAAUUCAUUACAAUCGCGGCGAUCGUCGGGACCUGGUCACGUUGAUGUUGCCUGAUGUCAGCUCGACUCCUGACCUCUGUCCCACGUCGGAAGCCUACAAAACCCUGGUGGAGGAGGUGUUGCCGGCCCAACUUCAGACUAAACUCGCUGCUAUCGAGGCGGAAGAGUUCAAGCCGAGCGAAGAGCUUGUUAAGAAGCUAGGUAUUGGCCAAGAGGAGAAGAAAGAAGAACAACAAGAAUCAGAGAAGGCUACAGAGACAGAGAAAGCAGCAGAAGAACCGAAUAAUGGUGCUGGAGAUGCUAAUGAGACUACUCAAACUACUGCGGCCGACGAUGCUACCAAUGGUACCACCGAGCCCACAAAUGGUACCACCGAGCCUACUAAUGGUACCACUGAGGUGAAGAAUGGAACCACAGAAACAGAGGUGCAGUCUUGUUCUCUCCUGAAUACUUUUGGGCAUUUGUUUGGUGUUUUGUGUGCUUUUUGUGUGACGUUUGUUAUUAGUUCGUAACCAUGUCUAGGCUAACGAUAGGGCUGUGACAAAGCUUAUAUAAACACAUAACUAAAGCUUAAAUCAUAUCGUAGAAUAAUCUUUAUGUUAUACGAUAUAACUAGGUUUUAUGCUGUGGUAAAGAAAUGUUUUAUCACUUGGUGAAACAUGUUAUCUUACUGUAGGGCUAUGUUUUAUCGUAUAGUAAAUAAUAUUAAGAACUGUUUGAUUUGAGCUUUAGAUGACAUUACUUUUUAUAUAUCUUUACGGGGAUUUCUUGUAUUAUUCUUCAAUUAUUUUUAGUACUUUUUUCUAAUUUUUGGUUUUAUAGAAGGCUCCAGAAGCUGAAGAAAAGAAUGGCAAUGAAGAGAAAGAAGCUGAGAAGACAGACGCAUCUCAAGAAAGUGAAGAACUGAAGCCAACUCAUUGGUCCGAGUUGAUUGUCAAGGCAAUGAAAGUAGGUGUAGUUUGAUAUAGCAUAUUCAUAUCAUCUGUCAGUUCUUGUAUACCUAAACUUGCUAAUAAUAAUAAUAUUUGAUGUAUUUCUACAUUAUUGUAUCUAAACCUUAUAUUUUAGGUCGCAGACUUACGAGAAGAAUUAGAGUUGAGAAAGAUCGACUCCCGAGGUGUUAAGAACGCGUUAGCUCAACGGCUUCAAGAAUCUCUCGAUAAAGAAAAGGAGGAAGAAGAAGCUAAUGCAAGUCAAGGUGAUCUUAUCAUGACUGAUGAAGUGGCCGAAGAAGCAGCUUCAGCUGAACAAAAAGAAGUUGUGGAAGAGGAAAAGAAAGAAACAGUACCAGAAGCAAAGGAAGAAGAGUUGGUUGAAAAGAUGGAGACUGAAGAGCCGGUUGUCACUGUAUGUUUUUGUUAUUAUCAGAGUGUAACAUUUGUUUAACAGUAAUUUCUAUGUUUAAUUUAUGGUUAGGGGUAGGAAUGCGGGAGUUGAAAAUGUUUUUAGUUUGUAAAAAAAAUUUUUUGUUCGAAGAAUGUAGUGUUCUCAAGACGCAUCUAGCGUCAUUUUAAACGCAAUGAUUCAUAUUUAUAAUUCCAGGAAGAGCCAAAAGAAGAAAAGCCAAAGUACGAAAGUGAUCCGGCCUACAAGAAGGAAUUGGACACAUUCGAGAAACAGAAGAAACAAAGAAAGGCAGAACUCGAGAAGCAGUACAGCUUCCCCAAAGAGCCUUCUGUUCUGGUCUACCCAAGCAAAACAGCCAAAUCUGGAAAAUUUACUUGCAAAUUGUCUUCACUCCAAACUGUUCUGGAUUACAGACACGAUGACAACAAGGAGGCUAGCUUCGAAGUAAGAUUUUUUGAUAAAUUUAAUUUUUUGGUUAUUUUUGAUACAAUUUUUACGAUUUUUACUUCAAGAUAUUCUAUAUUAUUAACUUUUUGAAGUUUUUAAAAAUUUUGUUUUAGGUAUUCGUUUUCGCCGAAGCUCUGAAAGAAGCUAUUGACCGCUCAAACGCCUUUGGCGUCUUUUAUUACCUUAACUCUAUCUUGGACAAGGAAGGUGAAAAGACAAGACGAGAUGAAGCUCUAGCCAAACCAGAUGAGAAAGAAGUCAAAGCAGAAGAAGAAGAAAAUAAGGAUGAAAAUAAAGAAGAAAAGAAGGAAGUAACAGAAGAAGGGUCGGAAAAAGAAGAGAAAGAGAAAAAGGAUUCCAAGAAAGAAGAUAAGAAAGAUGAAAAGAAAGAUGAAAAGAAGGAAGAAAAGAAAGAAUCAGUUGACUUGAGAACUCAGUUUAGAGCUCUGGUUAACAAUGUCAAUGCUUUUCAAGUGUUCUCUCACUUUGAUAUCAAUGGUUGUGGGUAAGGUUUUCGAAUUUGUGGGCUUCUAAGUUGAAUUAACUACGAUUUUAAUGGGAAAAAGAUUUGAGAAUUGAUAAUUAAAAUUUAGACAAUAAUAAUAUCUUUUAUUAAAAACUUAAUUUUAGAUACUUAACCGAUCGUGACCUGGAAGAAGUCGUAAACUCCAUUGGGUUAGACAUCUCUCGUAGUUCCAUCUCCAAAAUUGUAAAGAAGGUUUCGUCCAGAGACCGCUUCAACUACCGUAACAUUACCGACAAAUGGGUCGACAAAGAUGGAAAUGCCAAAUACAUAUCAGAACUGGUACCAGAUGCACCAUCCAGAGAAGAGUUGUACAAAACAUAUGUAGCUGAUGUUAAAGUGUCUGACGCUACGCCAGCUUCAACCUCGACUCCAGAUGUCACAGCAACUGGUGUUGUGUUCUACAAGGGGACCGUCUUGAAUAUUACUCAAUCAUUAGAGGCCAAGAAGAUUGUCGAGGACGAGAGAAGCGAAGCCUUGUUGAAGAUUGAACAGUUGGAGGCCAAUUUGAGUAGGUUUUGCUAUGUUAAUAUGUUGUAGCUGAUUUCACUAUUGGUUAAAAAUUAUUGGGCGCUUUUUUCAAAAAUUAGGUAAUAUCUUGUUAAAUGAAACUGUAAAUGCGCAAGUUUAUAUUGUAUAUUAUGAUUGUUUUUUAUUAUUAAUUGUUGUUUAUAGAAAACGUCAAAGACCAAAGAGACAGGUAUGACAAAAAGAGAAAGUACUUGGAAGAAGACGUCGAGAAGUACAAGAAACGAUUGCAUGAUGCUGAGAAAUGCUUAAAGGUAUGAAAAUUUUAAGGUUUUUCUUUUAUAGAUUGGCUUUACAUACUUUUUUUAUACUUUUUUUAAUGGUUUUUGAUAAAAAUUAUUUCUAGAAUUCCCAAGAUGACACUGUGCUGAUGAAAUCCUCUCUUCUGGACGUCAAAAAGCUAGGAGAACGUCUUCAAGGUAUCGUUGAUAGAGUUCUGCCUCCACCAAAGAAGGAGAAGAAGGAAGAAAAGAAAGAAAAGUCGAAAGAAGAGAAGGAUGACAAAGACUCGAAGAAAGACGACAAAGAAGCAACAAAAUCAGAUGAAAAGUCGGAUAACGCCGAGAACAAUGAAGAGAACGCUUCUCAGAAAACCGAAGCCACCAACGAAGAAGCUGAAGCCCAAAAUCAAAGCCUAGAAUCCAUGGAGAUUUCAGGAGAGUUGGAAGAGAAGAAGGAGGAAGAAACCGCGGCCCAAGAUGCAUAG
This is a messenger RNA of Bursaphelenchus okinawaensis, 5816 nucleotides long. Lineage: Eukaryota; Metazoa; Nematoda; Chromadorea; Rhabditida; Aphelenchoididae. The record is from the annotation of a GenBank genome assembly.